UGCAGCUGGCCGAGCAAACCAGCAGUGCAGCAAAACAUCUGCCAUAUCUUGGAUGCACACAGAUAUCCCUCCUUAUUCCCCAUUCACACCCGUCGUUCUUUGCAAUACGCUUUGCUUUGUGUCCUCAAGAGAUCUCUCUGUACCCCGCUCUGCUUUCUCUAUUUCCUCAGGAUUUAAUCCUACUAGCUGUUUUCCCCUCUCUUCUCCUCUAUCCCCACUGACUCCUCCCUCCGUUGCUCUCAUACUCCCUCACUCACGAACGAACACACUUGAACACAAGCACACAUACAUGCGCACACACACACCCUCCUCCCCCAUCGCUGCAGUGUCUCUUAACUGCCUUGGAGCUAACAAGAGGGGAAAUAGCACACCGACAAUUAUAAGAGGAGGAGAGAGCACGACACAACGAAAGAGUGUCAGUGAAUGAGUGCAUGUGUGAGAGGAGAUUCAGACGGAUCCGAGGAUGUUGGCGAUUCAGGAGUAAAGGGACGGAUCGCGCGCUCCCUCUGCCUCCCAAGCGAAUGUUUGUCUGCAGUGUUGCUGGUGAAUGGACGGCAAGCAGUGAAACGGAACGUGGGCCUUUAGCUGCCUCGCUGGCUUAUGUAAGCAGGACGAUCUAGUACACAGUCACCCAAAACAGUCCACAAGAACAAAGGUCUGACAUUCCAUCGUAUGAAAAGAGUCUGAAGAAAAUUAAAGGAGGUAGGAGUUGUCUACAGAUGAAUCAGUCACAGAAAAACAGGGAAGCACACUGGACGCCAUGAGGGAGGAGAGCGAAGGAAUUUUACGAUUUCGACUUUCUCUCGAUGAACAUUGAUAGUCCACAUAAAGCCCACUGUGCUCGGGGGAGAGAGUCCCCUGAUAUGAACCCCAAGUCCUUGGGAUCUCAAAGGCAAUUGCCCUUAUGCCAGGGCCUGAGUGGGUCUUCCACCAUGUCAUGGUAGCAUUGUGCGCCAAAAAAAUCAACCCUUAAAAAAAUCAUAAACUGUAGACUUGAACAAUGCAAGUUGUCUAACACCAAUCUGAAACAGGUUUCCAGCAAAAGCUUCCUCUAGUCUCCGCUCAACUGUAUCAACGUAUCUUGUUUACAUUGCAUACUUUUUAAUAUCCACUCUCUCACUCCCUGGGAUUACCAGCUCAAGUCCAGGUGCAGUCAACCAUGGGGUGCCGGCAGAGUUCGGAGGAGAAGGAGGCCGCCCGGCGCUCACGGCGCAUUGAUCGACACCUCCGCUCAGAGAGCCAGCGGCAGCGACGUGAGAUCAAACUUCUACUGCUCGGCACCAGCAACUCUGGCAAGAGCACCAUCGUGAAGCAGAUGAAGAUCAUCCACAGUGGAGGCUUCAACCUAGAGGCUUGCAAGGAAUACAAGCCCCUCAUUCUCUACAACGCCAUCGACUCACUCACCCGCAUCAUCCGUGCCCUCGCCACCUUGAAGAUCGACUUCCAUAACCCCGAUCGAGCUUAUGAUGCAGUGCAACUCUUUGCCCUCACCGGGCCUGCUGAGAGCAAGGGUGAGAUCACACCAGAGCUCCUGGGGGUGAUGAAGCGCUUGUGGGCCGAUCCAGGGGUCCAGGAGUGUUUCUGCCGCUCCAAUGAGUACCAUCUAGAGGACAAUACGGCCUAUUAUCUAAACGACCUGGAUCGCAUUUCUGCGCCAGAGUACAUCCCAACCGUUGAGGACAUUCUGCGCUCACGAGACAUGACCACUGGCAUUGUUGAGAACAAAUUCACCUUCAAGGAGCUCACCUUCAAAAUGGUGGACGUGGGUGGCCAGCGUUCAGAAAGGAAGAAGUGGAUCCACUGUUUUGAGGGUGUGACUGCCAUUAUAUUCUGUGUGGAGCUCAGUGGCUAUGACCUCAAGCUUUAUGAAGACAACCAGACGAGCCGUAUGGCGGAGAGCCUGCGUUUGUUCGAUUCCAUCUGCAACAACAACUGGUUCACCAAUACCUCGCUCAUCCUCUUCCUCAACAAGAAGGACCUGCUGGCCGAGAAGAUCAAGCGUAUUCCGCUGACGGUCUGCUUCGCUGACUACAAGGGCCAGAACACCUACGAGGAGGCGGCUGUGUACGUGCAAAGGCAGUUUGAGGACCUCAACCGCAACAAGGAGACCAAGGAAAUCUACUCGCACUUCACUUGCGCCACUGAUACCAGCAACAUCCAGUUUGUGUUUGACGCGGUGACGGACGUGAUCAUCCAAAACAAUCUCAAGUACAUUGGGUUGUGCUAGGACGAGGGGACGGGGGAGAGGGGAGACAGGUGCGGCAAACAAAAAACCCUUUGGCGAACAAUGAGGCUUGCCUGUCGAUUGAUCCGGGCACCCUCAAAAACGCUUGUUGAAACAGGAAACUCGGAUGAGGCCCAGAGGCAGGGCUAAAUGCUGCCAUUAUGCUAGAUUUAUCAAUGUCAAAAAAGUAAAGGUCAAGGAGGAUUUUACAAGGUUGGUAUAAAUGUGUUUGCACUGAACAUAUGACUAUGUAGACACACACACACACACAUGCAUCGUUAUGUUUGUUCACACACAACGGACUUUGGAUCAGUUGUCAAGCACAUGUUUGACAUGGAAACACUGGAAACAGAUCUCCCUGCUCCUUUCUUCCCUGAGAAAUAGCAGGAAUUCUUUAGCAUCUACUAAAGGUAUAGUUCACACAAAAAAGACAAAAAGUAAUCAUUUACUCAUAUCAUUCCAAACCUGUUUGACUUACUACUUUCUUCUAUGCAACACAAAAGGAGAUGUUUAGCAGAAUGUUCAUGCUUCUCUUUUCCAUACAGUGAAUAUGAAUGGUGAAAUGACAAAAACAAACAAACAUACAAAAAACACCAUACAUGUAGCAUAACAUAUGACUUGUGUGAUUAUUAUUAAGGAAUACAACCAUAUGCACAUAUUCAAAUUUGGUGCAAUUACACUAGCACUACAAUUUUUAUGUCAACUGAAGAAAAGGUAGUGUUUGCCUCAGCAGUCAGGGCACUGAUCAGGGAGUCAGCCAUUUUAAGGGUUGUCUCAAUUGCUAAAUCCUUCCAGUGCACUGAAACGUUUGCUCCCUAAAAAGUCCCACAAUGCACCAUGAAAACCAGGGAGCAUGGAUGCUCACUGUGUUUCCUUAAAAGACGUUCUGAAGUGCAAAACAUAAAUCACCAUCUCACUACACAAUGACAGUAGAUAUUUUUAAAAAUACAACCAUUAUUUAAUUAUAUUUCAGCAUAAACAUACAUCUCUAGGCAGGUAAUGAACAUAAUCUAGCUAACAAUUAUAAUUUUUUUUUAACAUCUGAAAUGUUGCACAUAUAUGUAACAAGCAAGGUAUUUAUCAUAAUGUAUUUUAAAUAACAUUAAAAAAAUUCUGUCAGAAAGUCAUCAGUUUUGCUGUUGUUCAUAAAUACCAGUAGCGAUGUUGUACAAUGUUGUCGCGUCGCCGGAAAUAGAGUCAUCAGUGUCCCAGUGUGUAGUGAGCCAGGGUUCUUACUGUUCUUACCAGUGCCCGAAUUCAUGUACGCGAUAUACUGAUUCACGACCUGGGAAGCUAGGGAGCUGAUUGAGAUGCACCCUAUGAGAUUUUUGUCCCUCAGGUUCCUGUUUCAAUGCAAAUCAUAUUUUGGCCCAUUUUAUUGCUCACCUAGGGAAGAUUGUAAUUUAUAUGGUUUAGAAAAGUAACACUUUCAAUAUAAAAUAUAAUAUAAAAACUAUAUGUACAUACCCAGUUUGGUGCAUCGCAAUUAAGAUAUACACUCAAGUCAAACCUGUCAUGACACGUCUUGAUGUGCUAUAUUUGAAUAUACAUGAACGUGAAUGAGAUUUGAGAGCUGCUAUGGAGAAGAUUAUCAGUGAAUAACGACUUACAUGUUAGGAUUUUCCUCACACAAAUCUAUUGCAUGACUUCAUAAAACUUGGAAUAUUGAUUAUAUGGACUGCUUUUAUAGUACUUUUUUGGAGCUUAACAACCCCUGGUCACCAUUCAUUGUCAUUGUGUGGAAAAGAGCGGCAUGAACAUUCUGCUAAAUAUCUCUAUUUGCAUUCCACAGAAGAAAUGAAGUCAUAUAGAUUUGAAGUGAUAUAUGGGCGAGAAAACGAUAACAUUUUUACUUAAAGGUGAACCAUUCCUUUAAAUUUUGUCUUUCUUUUUAGGUUCUUUGAUUUGCCUGAUUUAAGUAAUGCUGCUUUUGGAGAGGAUAUAAAGAGUUUAUAUGAAAGUGUAAUUGUAUAUGAGAGGUUAUCCUGAGAGAAAGAAAAAGAAUUAUGAUGUCAUUUGGUUUUGCUUCAAAGGUGAAAUCUGCCACUGUCUGAAUAUGGAGUCAAAUGGCAUUUUUACUCACAUUCACACUGUAGAUUAUUUUUGGCUGUCUGGCCCCUAGGAAGCAAUCUAUUUUCUUGUUUCUUUUUAUUCUUGUUUUCCUUCAGCCUAAAAUAGGAUGUAAUCCAGAGUUUGUAGAGCAAGCGUCCUUCUUUCCAUGAGAGUGUUACACUGAUAUGAGCAUUAAGUGUUUCAUAACGAUCAUUCCAGAUUCAAAGAAAAAUAAACAGUGCCAAUAUUAAUGUAAAUAAAAAAAGGCCCGCCAAUCAUGUUACUUUUUCGGUUUUUAUGGACAAAAAAAGUAUAUAUAUAUUGAAACAUUAAAUAUGCAUGAUUUUGUUACUUUGGGAUUUUGAUAAAUUAUAGUUUGAUUUGCUUUCUUAUAUUUUUAGUUUUACUAACAUGCUCCAAAAAUAUAUAAAAGUCAAACACUGUGUACGAUUGUACAGUUGUUUCCUGCAAGGUAUUUAUUGAAAAGAGUUUUAUGUGCAGAAAGAUUCAUUUUACGUCCGGCGCAACCUAAACUCAGCACGAAAACAUAAAAAAAAGGAUUUACUCCUCAAAUUUUGUCUGCAACAGAAAAAGAGAGAAAGAGAGAGAAAAGAAAAUCUAUAAAAAAGCAGAUCUUUUUAUCCUGGUGUCAUUUUGAGUGGACGUUGUCCGCUGUAUGUGUAAAUACUAUGUGAGGUACACUUUGUGAGACAAUGAAAAAAAAAAAGAAAUCACUUUUUAAGAUGCAGGGCUGAUUGACAGAUUAAAGGGGUCCACCCCGCUCCAGUCCUCCUCCUGUUCUGCUAUGACGAUGUACAACAAACCCAAAUAAGGGCUUCAGGAUUGAUUUUACAGGAUGUCCACCAAAAAAAAGAAAAAAAAAGAAACAAAGAAACAAAUAAUAAAGUAUAAAAGAACAAUAAUAGUGAAUAAAAACAAUUAUGCAAA
Megalobrama amblycephala (Wuchang bream) is the source of this 5224-nucleotide messenger RNA. It is a transcript of the gene gnaz, whose product is annotated as guanine nucleotide binding protein (G protein), alpha z polypeptide. The coding region runs from base 1160 to 2227 and encodes 355 amino acids. Gene Ontology annotation, biological process: adenylate cyclase-modulating G protein-coupled receptor signaling pathway. Gene Ontology annotation, molecular function: G-protein beta/gamma-subunit complex binding; GTPase activity; GTP binding. NCBI's taxonomy places the organism in Eukaryota, Metazoa, Chordata, Actinopteri, Cypriniformes, Xenocyprididae. The transcript has 3 exons. The record is from RefSeq and is a predicted model, not a curated record. Gene Ontology annotation, cellular component: heterotrimeric G-protein complex.